AUUAAGCAUGCAAUAUGAUAUACAAUGUUGAACGAUCAAUAUUUCAACAAUAAGUCUAAUAGCUGAAUAUCGAUAUUUUAAUUACGUUUUUUUCUACCAUUAUGAUCAUACUUACCUAAAGAAAAACUUAAAUAUCAUUUCUUCCGGGUCGAAUUGAAGCUUUUCUUUCAUAUUAAAAUGUGAAGAAGAAGUUUGCUCUGUGUACUGUUUGACAAAAAUAUUUACAUUUAUUAUAAAUGGAAAUGGUGAAGUUUAUAGACGAUCUAUGAAUUAGGAUAAUCGAAGGAUUUGUAGAUAAAUAGACAGACGUAGAGAAUAAUGGAUAGCUCUCAGGUUUCCAACUUCGAGUCUUUGCUUGCAAGGGAUACGCUCGGCCCUGUCAGACUGAACAUUAAAAAUGAAUGGAAGGUCAAGCACGAGAGUUUGGUGGAGCCGUCAAGCUCUCACAGCAGUGUCACGGAGCUGGGCCAUGCUGAAGAUAAAGGACUUCGCUCAUCAUUCAGGGUAAUUCCGGAACAGCCAUAUGUUCACAUGGACGAAGAAGAAACGGACAAUGAAGCCACAAAUAAAGUGAAAGUGAAAAAAGUUCCAGUAUAUACCAUAUCCAGUGACAGGGCAUCUCUUACACCAGAUUCGGUAGUUUAUGGAGGAACGCGGUCACUCUUAACAAAUUUUAAUGGAGGACUGCGAAAUAUAAAUGCUUCUGGUGUCCAAGAGAAUUACGAUUCAAGAAAACUUGGAAAGUCAAUGAGAGCAGUUUUACGACAAGAUGAAAGUGAAAAAGACAAAUAUCCAAAAAUUACCGAGUUGGAACCAGAACCGUUUAACAGAAAAAUGGAUAUCAAAGAAAAAAAGGUAAUGGUUGCACCUAAAGUUGUGGCAUUUUGUCUGGUUGUAAUGAUAUUCGUAGCCGGAUUAGUUCUACUGAUAUACUUCAAGAAGGAAGACAAACCAGAAGGGCAAAGAGGCAAAAUACUCCCAGAUGAACCGGCAGAUAAAGAAGACGAGAAGGAGAAAUCUUUUUGUCCAGAGGUUGAAGUGAACCUGAGAGGCGUCAUACACUUCAACUGUAGUUUAAGAGAUGUAAAACUUGCUAAUGUUCAUCAUAUCUUUGUUACUCCUCCACCGUACUUCAAUAAAGGGACACCAUUCGUUAUAGGAGUUCAUCCAAAGGAAAAAAAGUUGAAGUGGAGUGCUUACUUGGACAACUAUGAUAUACUCCAAGUUAGCGGACCGGAGGCCACGUGUAGUUCUGGCGGAACAUUUCAACUAAAUUUCAGAAACAAUAGAAAUAAAACAGAAGUUAAUACAAAUGUGCGCAUUUCUGUAAAAAGUGAAGUAUUACGGGUAAAUGUAUCGCUGACACAGGAUACAGUCAGUAACGAGACAGAUUUUACAAUUGGUUGUUCAACAAACUCAGGCUGUGAGCAGUCGUUUGUUGAAUUCUUUGCAGAAAUGAACAAAGAGGAACAGCAUCUCAGGAACGUAAACUUUUCCUGCACAAUCACUUACAACGAUUAUGAUGGAUACAGCAUUUCUUGCGUUGGAAACAUACCUGAUUAUUUGAUGUCAGAGUUCGAGAGAAUCACAUGUCGGCCAAGAUCGUCACUUCUAGACGACCUAGACAAAGAUGAUUUGGAAGAUCUGGAAGUAGAAAUUGAGCUUCCAGAGUGCGAUCUAACUAAACAUUGUGGGUAUCAGUGUAAAGAUGAACGUGACUACUAUGUUGUAAGUCAAGAAAGGUGUGAUAUUUUUCAUCGUUGCUACAAAAGAAGAGUAUUUACAUCGUACUGUGCACCAGGAACAUUCUUCGAUCCGCACGAAAGUUUCUGCGCUUGUCGCCAUACAUCAGAUCUUCCUUGGUGUCAGACAAAUGGCGCUUUAAAGCCGGGAUCAGAUGUAACUGAGAGGCUGUGUAUUGAAAAUUAAGGUAGUUCUGCACGUUUGAUAAACCGGAGUGAUGGCGUAACGUCAUUUAUCCGGAAAACGUAAAAUAAAGCCCGGAUUCGGCGUACGGAAAUGAAAAUCAUUUUAUGAAUUAAUGGCAACCCAUGAGUAAAGUUUUCACAAUGGCACUGUUACUAUCUUUCUUAAGUUAAAAUAUGAUAUUUAAACAUCUGACACGUUAAAUAAUGCAAAAUAAUGUCAUAAAAUUACCUUGAAAUGUGCGGUCACUUUAAUCAUGGUCAAAUAUCUCAAAAGUAAGCACACGGACCUAUACAUUUUAUUUCACCACAUUAAAGACCAUAUAUUUAUUAACGACCGUGAGAGGUUUCAUUAAAAUCUACAUUGUAAAAAAAAUUUCUAUGAGCGAAAAUGUUAUAAAAAUUGUGAUUUUUCCCAUAGACUCCCAUUAUGAAAAAUUGCGUGAGGUCCAAAUUUUUCAAAUCAGUCAAGCAAAAAUCAAGCACACGACCCUAUCUUUUUUAAUAGCUGAGUUUUCUAAGUAUAUUCUGAAGUUUUGAAAAAUCAGGGUUUAAUCAAAUUCUACAUUGUAGAUAAAAUUUCGAUCCAAACGUGCAGAACUACCUUAAAGAGAGAAGGACAUUUUUACUGGAGUCCAAAACAUACCCAACCUUAUAAUGGAAGUGUUUGUUUAUGACAGGAAUUGUAGAUUCGUUCUAAAUAUUUAACCAGUCGGGAAUAAACAUUAGAAGUCAGUCAAAUCUGUUGUUAGUUUGAUGCAUCCCAGGAAUUUUCUUACAUAUUUAUAUCUAUAUGAUUUAUGUUAUUCUAAAGUAGCAUGCGUUCGGAUGUAUGCAUGUUUAUAUCAGAGAGCAACAUGUCAUUAAUAUUUAUUAAGUUGCUAAUUAUAUAUAUGGACAAGAUAUAAAGUACGGCACAACAGCUCAUGCAAAGAUACAUUUCUUACAUAGUUCACUGACUACACAAGUGUUUUCACUUAAUAAAGUACACAUGUAUUGAAAUACUCUGUUAGUAAAUAAUGUAAAUUUCGAACAUAAGUCUAAAGGGGUGUCCUUUUAAACAUGUAGAUAAUGGUACGUGACCCAUGAGGACCGAGUAUAGCAGAUGAAAUUAAAAAAUUCUCUGAAAAGGACACAUUAACCGUAUUCAAUAUUCACAGAAUUAGCGUUGAGUCAAGAUGGUAUGGCAUAAAAUGUUAAUUUAUUAUGCAUUUCAUCAGAUGUAUGUACUUACUGAACAGUUUUGUUUUCAUAUACUGUGUAAAAUGUUGUCUCAGUCGACUGAUAAAUUUUAUUUGACCAUUUUAUAGACUAAUACUGUAGAUUUACAACUGUGAAAGUUUCAUUAAAAUGUACAUUAAAGGAAAUAAAUGUCAUCAAAUUUAGCUUUCCCCCAAAAUACUUCCAAUAUAAAAACUUGCCAGAUAUUAACAUAUUUUACAAAUCAGACUAGAGAAAAUAAUCGCACACGAUAUUUUUGUUUGCCUUAUUUGCUAAGUUCGGCUAAAGUUUUGAAAAAUAGGGUUUAAUAAGCUAAUUCUACAUAAGUGUUUUAUGCGAACUUUAAAUGAGCAUUUUAUACAUAAAUAAAAGGGAAGUAACCUUUGCUCUCAUGUUAUCUAUUGAUAAACUGUUGAAAACACGGAGACAGAUUCCACUAGAUUUUUUCUUCCAUACUUAGAUAUAUUGAUGAAACUCUUCACUUAGUAUGGGUUUUCUAUGUUUGUGUAUUAUCAAAGACAAAAAAGUACAACAUCUAUACCAUAUUUUCUGUAUUUUGCUGACUUGCCAGGACUUUCCCGUGUUUUCCGGUGUUAGAAAAACUCGUGUUUCGCACCGGAGUGUAAAAUGACUCACGCGCUGCAAUUUAUGAAUGAAUGAAUGAAUAACACAGUGCUCAAUAAAGUACCAAGUAAAUUCUGUAUUUAUAAGUGGUAACUCAUUUAGCUGACAGUAAUCUUCCAUGAGGCCCUCUAAUACCACAAAUAUAUACAAAUAUAGUUAAAACGAAAAACUACAACAAAUAUCACCGUAAGUACGACAUGAAAUAAAAACAUAAACGAACAUCAAAAAUACAAAUAAUCUUAAUUUUGAAAUCACUUUAACAUGUUUAUUUUAUGACAUAGUCAUCCAGUUGCUACACUUUGAUUUUAAACACUGUAGUGAGCUAGACGAUUUUACAUCGAUAGGUAAAAUAUUCUUAACAAUUGGACCUGAAUAAAGUAAACUAUUUUUGAAAAGUUCUGAUUGUGUUUUAGGUAUAUAAAAAUGUUUGUUCGUGUUUGACCGUAAUGUCAAAGACAUAUCAUUUGUCCUUUCCUUUUGUUUGUACAUUUCACAUAGGUAGUUUGGUAAUAAACUAUUUGCGAUUUUGAACAUAAAACAUGCUUUCUGGUAAAAGAGACGCUGAGUAAUUUGAUCAUAAUAUGAUCCUGCAUGCACGUGUUUGCAAUCUUAUAAUUUUCUGUAUAGUUUUAAUGACUGUGCUUCCGUAUAUAAUUGAGCAAUAAUCUAUAUGCGGUUGAAUGCUUUAUAAAAUAAGAUUCUAUAUUCUGUAUUUAGAAAUUCCUUUAUCCUAGACUUUAAUUACAUUCCCUACCGUAAGUGGCAAGUUAUUAAUAAAUAAAAGAAAUGAUAGAGGCCCUAAACUUGAUCCUUGUAGCACGCCGCGUGUAACCUUGUUACAACAACUUGAUAAGGAGUUGCUGAAUUGUAUUAACUGAUGACGGUCCGAUAAAUAUGAUAUAAACCAAUUGAUACAUGACUUUUGUAGAGUUCCACUUUUAUAAAAGAACAUUCUAACACGAUCCGCAGCAGUUGCCAUAUAAACAUACAGCAAAAUCGCUAUACAUGAGUCUACGAUAAAAUAUUGCUGUUCCAUUCCGCCCUAUGCGAUACAUGACAGUGAGAUUCUACUCUGCUUUCGUUAUAUGCAGACUAAAUACUCUUCUUUUUCAGUGCUAAGUAGUAGUAAUAAAAAGUGCAUCAAAUUUUCUGAAACAAACAAUUUCUUAAUAUAACGAUGAAUUUAUUUUAAGAAAUAAUAAGUUCCCAAUCGGGGCUUAUCGUAGAAAAACCCGUGUUUUGAGUUCUUAUGCGUAAGAAUAUUUCACGAAGGCCGUAGGCCUGAGUGAUAUAUUGUUUCGCAUAAGAACGAAAAACUCGGGUUAUGUUAGAAUGGUAGAAUGGUAACUUCUUUUUACGGCCGUGCUACGCACCUGGAUCGGAUGACGUCACUGCACGCGCAUGGGUUAUCGCAAAUAACCGUUGGUCGAUGUUCUUCUAUGUGUAUAUAGGUUAUUUGCUGGUCGUGUUAGAAUUGUUUAUAUUUUUGGGUUACCGUAAGAAAAUGUUUCGGUAUGUUUCAACUUCAACAUCGGUGCAUCUAGAUCUAUAUCUGAUCGUGUUUAGUUUAGUUUAAUCAUAUUUUAUUGCUCUCUGUUUCAAAGAUACACACAAUAUUACAAACAUUUUUUAACACACAACAAAAACAAAAGGGCUGGGCUACGAGUUAUUUCUGCAUCAGCAUACAGUCCUUCCCAUUGAAAGAAUGUUAUAUUUAUUUAAACAGACUAAAUGUGUAAAUAUCUGGUCGUGUGCGUAGUUUACAAUUUCUUUGUUGUAGGCAUCACAAAUGUCAACUAGAUUCUACUUUGACAGUAAAUAAUUUUUAAUUCAUGUUCCAAUCUUCCAGACUCAAGUGUUUACGUGUUUAUAUGCCGCCAUGUUCUGGCGUGUAUGUUUCAGUGCCAUCAUGUAUGACGUGUACUAUUUUUAGAAACUGCAUUAAUGAAUUUUGAAUGAUUUCUAUAUCCGACCUUAAAUGUUAUUGAAAAUAACAUUUUCACAGCAGUAACUAUACUAUAAUUAAAAAUUACUGAAUAUCGGAGUGCUUUAAAAUGCGAAGAAUUUGCGUGGUUUAGUAGGGGCCGUAAUGAUAGACUUCCGAAAAGCCUUUGAUCUAAUGGAUCAUAAUUAAGAAUUAAUAAAUAUGUUCCAAUAAUAUUAUCAGUUAAUAAAAUAUGGGCAGUCGUUCGGAUGCGAAUAUUAAAUCAUUCGUGCUAAACACUUGUGAUUUAUUUAUUACACAUCCGAACUCCUGCCCAUAUUUUAUUAACUGAUAAAAUAUAGGGACAUAUUUAUUAAUUCUUAAUUAUGAUCCACUAGAUCAAAUGUUUUUCGUAAGUCUAUCACUACGGCCCAUACUAAAUAGCCAUCGUUUAAAGCUUUUAGCCAUGAAUCAAUCAUGACUGUAAUUGCAGUUUCUGUUGAAUGAGAUUUUCGAAAUCCGCGUUGCUUUUCGUGUUAAAAAUUGAAAUUUGAUAAAUGAGACAUAAGAGAAUCGUGUACAUUUUUUAAAUUAGUUUUGAUAGGGUGGGUAAAAUUGAAAUAGGUCUAUUAUUAUUUACAUUAUCUUGAUCUUGACUUUAUGUAAAGGCUUGAUUUUAGCAUUUUCCCUCACACUUGGAAAUGUUGAGUUUAAAUUACUACAAUUAAUGACAGAUGUUAGACUACGCGCUAUAAAUGGAGAUGAAAUUUUCAACAAUGUUGGCCCUUUAUUAUCAAGUCCUGUUGAUUUUGACACAUCAAAAUUUGAUAAAUACUUUUCAACUUGAAAUACAGAUAUUAGCGGAAUUGAAAAGAAAUUUUCUACAGAAACUUUAGAAUCUACAAAGGCUUUGACAUGUGAAAAACCAGACAAAGGCACUGGGUCUUUUAAGUUUUCAGCUGUCAUAGAAAAUUAAUCAUUAAAAUUAUUAGCUUUUUCCUGUUUAUUUGUUAUGAUUUUGUUAUUGACGGUUAUUUUUUCAAUCCCUACUUUAUUCUGACUAUUUUUGCUUGUUCCAAAUUCUUUAAAAAAUUUCCAUAUAGUUUUAGGAUCUUUUCCCCCUUCUUUAAUCCUGUUUUCGUACGAUCGCUCCCUAUGCUGUCUAAUUAAUGUUAAAACUCUAUUUCGCUUCUCUUUAUUUAAGGGCGAUGUUUUGUCAUGUGAAAGUGAAUCGCGGUCCCGUAUCUCUUGUGAAAUUUCUGUGGAGAACCAGUCUGGUUGAUAUUUACGCUUUACUCUCUUAGUUUGAGUUGGCGCAAAUUUAUCAAUGACAUUUAAAUACAAAGUAUUCCAUUUUUCUAGCAUACUAUCAAUAUUGUUGCAGUCGUUUAUUACAUCCUAAUUUAUUUCUAGAAGAUCAUUACAAAAAAAGUUUUCAUUAAAAUGCUUGAAAUAUCGAAAAGUGAGUGUUUCGUGAUUAGCAGAUUUUAAAUUUUCAUAAAUCCUCCGAUUGCAGAACAGUGGGAAAUGAUCGCUGCUUCCGAUAUUAGCUAUCAACUGAUGUUAUAUUUUGCGGAAUGUUUGUAUAUUGUUAUGUAUAUAUAUUGUUUUUAUUUUCCUGGGGCAAAACAUGGUUUGCUGACCUUGUUUUAAGACAUUAUUCUGUAUUUACUAUAACAUUCUCCUUUAAUCUAGAAAAGUCUUUCAGUAAUGUAUAAAUUAUUGAUAAACAGUGUAUGUCAGUUAUUUUUAGAAAAGACUGUCCGGAAAAUUCUUUUAGUUCUUAUUGUUACCUGAAAAUUCUGAAACCUUCCAUGAUACAAUAAAUAGUCAGAUGUUUUAGAUUGAAAUAGAACCUAAGAACCUAAACUGUAGAUAUUGAUGAAACUUUCCUGUAUUUCUUAAAAGAACAUAUUAUUACCAGUUUGGAUAUUUAAUAUUUGGAAGGAUUAUUUGAAAAUUUCUGGAUUUUAUAAGUUAUCUUUGAAGAGAGGAAUUAUAAAUUUUGGAUAUUACUUUUGAACUGUGUGAAAGAUUGUGGGAUUCAUUCUGACUGGAUUUAAAUUUGACCUGGACUGGAUUUGGACUAUUUUAGUUAUUAGAUUUGAUUUUAAAGCUUUUUGUCAUUUUCAAAGGUAUUUGGAUUUUUACUUAAAUUCAUGAAUAAAAUUUUGUUAUUGUUAUA
Mercenaria mercenaria is the source of this 7879-nucleotide messenger RNA. RefSeq lists its product as uncharacterized. Gene Ontology annotation, cellular component: extracellular region. Gene Ontology annotation, molecular function: chitin binding. Lineage: Eukaryota; Metazoa; Mollusca; Bivalvia; Venerida; Veneridae. Bases 319 to 1929 code for a protein of 536 amino acids. The transcript has 16 exons. The record is from RefSeq and is a predicted model, not a curated record.